Messenger RNA from Fonsecaea multimorphosa CBS 102226, 1020 nucleotides. RefSeq lists its product as uncharacterized. The coding region runs from base 1 to 1020 and encodes 339 amino acids. Gene Ontology annotation, molecular function: phosphatidylserine decarboxylase activity. Lineage: Eukaryota; Fungi; Ascomycota; Eurotiomycetes; Chaetothyriales; Herpotrichiellaceae. Gene Ontology annotation, biological process: phospholipid biosynthetic process. The record is from RefSeq and is a predicted model, not a curated record. The transcript has 2 exons.
AUGAUGUUCGACUUCAUCUUGCAGUGGAUCCAUCAAAUCCUCGACUAUGCCCUCUCAACAAUUAGAACUGUCCAAAAUCGCCAGAUAGGCUGGAAAACACUGAAUCGCAAAACGGGCUGCUAUGAGCGCGAAAAGCAGCCCAUAUGGAAGAAGAUCAAGCUCUGGAUCCUCUUCAGUCGUCCUAUCGAGUGGAUUGAUCGCACUCAACUACUCCGGCUAUGGAUCCACGAGAAGACAAUCAAAGCUGGGAAAGAGGAAGGCACGCCGGCGUCUGCUCGGCAGAUCAAGGCCUUUGUGGACUUCUAUCACAUCAACAUGGAAGACUUCACUCCCUCCGACAUCCACGAAUAUCGCACCUUUGAGGACUUCUUCAUCCGACAGCACAAGCCCGGCUCACGACCCAUCUUCGAACCUGACGACCCAACGCGGGCCGUGGUCGUCGCCGACUGUCGGCUGGUGGUGUACCCGAGCGUGGCACAGACCAAGAAACUCUGGAUCAAAGGGAAGAACUUUACCGUGGGCAACCUGAUCCGCGACGACGAGGCCGCCAAAGUAUGGCACAACGGUGCCAUCGCGAGUUUUCGGUUGUCACCUCAAGAUUACCACCGCUACCACUCUCCCGUCAAUGGGACCAUUGAGUGGUUCAAACAGAUCCCGGGAAACUACUACCAAGUGGACCCCAUGUGCCUACAAAGCGACAUCGACAUUUUGACCACGAACGCACGGUGCGCCGUGUGCAUCAACUCUCAAGAAUUUGGGAAAGUGUUGUUCGUGGCCAUCGGCGCCACCGACGUGGGCACCGUCGAGAUCAACCCAAAAUGCCAAAGGCCCGGGUCCGAAAUCAGAAAGGGCGACGAGGUGGGACUGUUCCAGUACGGCGGCUCGAGCAUCAUCGUGGCGUUUGAGCAAGGGAGAAUCCAGUUCGACGAGGAUUUGUUGAGUGUGAGCCGCCACUUGGUCAUGAUGGAUGUCGAGGUGGGCAUGAGUCUCGGACGCGCUACACAGCCUUCAGAGAUCUGA